AUUUUGCUAUUUUUAGUUUUACAAUUUAUUAAUUUUCCCACGUUUCAGAUUUAGAUUUAUUCAGUCGUUACUUAAGAAGUGGUUUUAACUUAAUUAAGAAUACAUUGAGUACUACAUUGUGAAUAUUUUUGACACGAAAUAAUGGGUCGGAAAGUGCAAUCCAAGCAGAACUCUAGAAAGCGCAAUGCAAAGGAGGGUAACAAGUUUACUCAGCAAUUGAGAAAAGAAUUAUCAAUAUUAGUUGAUAAACUGCUCAAAUUAACCAGCAUAUUCCAAGCUACGGGUACAGUUGCAAAGAGUUGGGAGCACCAUUUACAAAUAGAGGCAAUUAUCAAAGAGAUACUCAAAAUUGAGACUGCUUCAACGAAAGUUGGAAAAAGUCAUAGAAAAUUAAAUUUAGAAAAGUAUGUCAACUGGCUGGACGAGCAUGGAGCAAAAUUUGAAGGUGUAGAAAUCAGUGAAUUUGAUGGCUAUGAACUUGGACUGAAAGCAACCAAAGAUUUUGCGGAAGGCUCGCUCAUACUCACCGUACCUACAGAAGUUAUGAUGACUGAGAAAAAUGCGGCUGAGUCGGAGUUAGGAGCAUUCAUCAGUAUAGAUCCACUUUUACAGAACAUGCCAAAUAUAACUUUAGCUCUAUUUUUGUUACUUGAAAAAAGUACUCCAGAUUCAUUUUGGAAGCCAUAUAUUGAUGUUCUGCCAGAAAUAUAUUCUACUGUUCUCUAUUUCACAUCUGAGGAAUUAGCAGAACUUCGGCCUUCACCUGCAUUUGAGUCAUCUCUGAAGAUGUAUAGAAAUAUUGCGAGACAAUAUGCUUAUUUUAACAACAAAAUUCAUGCAAUGGAUUUGCCUGUUUUCAAAAAUUUACAAGAAAUAUUCACAUUUAAUAAUUACAGAUGGGCGGUGUCGACAGUAAUGACUCGGCAGAACAAUAUUCAACUCUCUGGAGCAUCGAUGACAGCAUUUAUACCUCUCUGGGACAUGUGCAAUCACGAACAUGGACGGAUAACGACGGACUACAACGAGGAUCUGAACCGAGGCGAAUGCUACGCGCUGCGUGACUUCACGUCGGGCGAGCAAAUAUUCAUAUUCUACGGGGCGCGACCCAACGCCGACUUGUUCCUGCAUAAUGGUUUCGUGUACCCCAAUAACCAACACGACAGCCUGUCGUUAGCGCUGGGCAUAAGUACGGGAGAUGUUCUACGGGAAGCUAAGUUGUCGCUCCUAACGAAACUGGGUCUAGCCGGAGUCACGCACUACAACUUGUAUAAGGGAACCAAUCCGAUUAGUGCAGAGCUGCUGGCUUUUAUACGGAUAUUUAAUAUGAAUCAAGAGGAACUAUCAAAAUGGGCAAGCCACAGUAUCCCUGGCGACCUGGUCUCUUCGGACGAGUCUAGCGCGACGAUGGUAGGGGCUGCCAUAGAUCGCAGAGCGUACACCUACCUCAUGACUCGCUGUGGACUCAUCAAGGCGUCCUAUAAGAAGAGUGAGGAUGAAACUGACUCCUUGCAUAGGAAAAACAUCAAAUUAUUGAAGGAAUGUGAAGUACAAAUAUUAGACGAUGCCAUAGAGUACUUAAAGAAUGUUUUACAAAAACUUCCCACCGCUGCCGAACCGUAAAUACAAAAUAUCCGAAUUUAAUAGUUAUAAUGAUUUUCCACCUUAUGGAGAUUAGUUAUAAGAUUUAAUUUCAAGGUAUAACCUUGCUAUACAUAUUUUACAAUUGAGGAGCUGGCUUACAAAAGGGUGUAGUUACAAAUCUGAUCAAAAUACUUUUUUUUCUAAUCCAGAUGUCUUUGGCCCACUAAAUACAAGCCUGAACUAAUUUUCAAAUAAAACGGCCUAAAACUGCACUGAAAUUGAGUCCAAGUUCAUUAUUCUGAACACACCAACUUGAAUUCAUUUCCAAGCAAAACGACCAAAAACGACUAAAAUUGAGUCUAAAGUUUGUGAUUUUGAUCAAAAAGGUACAAUUACAGUAGAGUUUCAAUCGCUUUCACUGAGUUUUUUGGGCUUCUUGAAAAAUAUUAUUUCGCAAAAUUGUACCUUUUUGUUCGCCAGCUCCUCAAUUCACCUAAGAACAAAUCAUGACAGUAUUGAAAUAUUUUUACACCUUGUUUUUACAUUAUAUUUUGUUUGUUAUUUAUUUAUAAUCGAUAUUUUAAACAACGAAUACCGAAAU
Messenger RNA from Maniola jurtina (meadow brown), 2182 nucleotides. RefSeq names its product actin-histidine N-methyltransferase (gene Setd3). Gene Ontology annotation, biological process: positive regulation of transcription by RNA polymerase II; peptidyl-lysine trimethylation; peptidyl-lysine monomethylation. The transcript has 10 exons. Gene Ontology annotation, molecular function: histone H3K36 methyltransferase activity; protein-L-histidine N-tele-methyltransferase activity; transcription coactivator activity. The record is from RefSeq and is a predicted model, not a curated record. Lineage: Eukaryota; Metazoa; Arthropoda; Insecta; Lepidoptera; Nymphalidae. Bases 142 to 1620 code for a protein of 492 amino acids.